Messenger RNA from Cottoperca gobio, 1482 nucleotides. Its product is annotated as lathosterol oxidase-like. The record is from RefSeq and is a predicted model, not a curated record. Lineage: Eukaryota; Metazoa; Chordata; Actinopteri; Perciformes; Bovichtidae. Gene Ontology annotation, molecular function: oxidoreductase activity; iron ion binding. Gene Ontology annotation, biological process: lipid biosynthetic process.
AUGGAUCUUGUGCUGAAUGUCUCCGACUAUUACGUCCUCACACCGUAUGUGUACCCUGCCUCGUGGCCUGAGGACGGGGCGCUGCGGCAGAUCAUGAGCCUGCUGGUGCUGACCAACCUCGGGGCUGCAGUCCUGUACCUGGGCCUGGGCGCCAUCAGCUACUUCUUCAUCUUCGACCACAAUCUGAUGAAACACCCACAAUUCCUCGAGAAUCAGGUUCGGAGGGAGAUCAAAUAUGCAAUGACCUCUCUUCCCUGGAUCAGCAUCCCCACCGUGGCCUUGUUUUUCGCUGAAGUUCGAGGAUACAGCAAACUGUACGACAACGUCCACGACUCUCCGCUGGGUUGGCCCGGGCUCUUCCUGAGUAUGAUCUCCUUCCUGCUUUUCACUGACAUGUGCAUCUACUGGAUUCAUCGCUUCCUGCAUCAUAAGCUUAUUUACAAGCUGUUUCACAAACCGCACCACAUAUGGAAGAUCCCUUCUCCCUUUGCCAGCCACGCCUUUCAUCCAGUCGACGGCUUCAUGCAGGGACUCCCGUACCACAUCUACCCCUUCUUCUUCCCCCUCCACAAGGUGCUCUACUUGGCCCUGUACAUCUUCGUCAAUAUCUGGACCAUCUCUAUCCACGACGGUGACUACCGUGUCCCCGGCGCUCUGACGAGUGCCAUCAACGGCUCGGCUCACCACACCGACCACCACCUCUUCUUCGACUACAACUACGGCCAGUACUUCACUCUGUGGGACCGGCUGGGCGGCUCCUACAGGCACCCGUCGGCUCUGAUGGGGAAGGGUCCUCACGAUCUGAUCCGGAAACUUCAAGCAGAGGGGAAGUUGGGGGAAAACAGAGGGAAGGUGAAAGGAGCCACGUGUAAGGAGGAGUAACAGCAGAAGUUAUGAUUAAAUGCUGAAAGUGAUCUAUUUUUGUAAAAGACAAUGUGCUACACACAUACUCAAACAUAUUGGAGCGUAAUCUGAGUUCCUGUCCUUGCCAAAAUAUGCUGUUGUGAGAUUUAAAAUACUAUAAUGAUAGGAUGCACGUUAGACGACGUCCUCUGGAUGGAGGCUUUGGGAUCGCUGCAUCCUGUAACGUACCAAUCAAGCCGAUGAGCAGAGCGGACAGAGUUGCCGUUAUUGUCGUGCAGUGCUUGUAAUUGAAGCAGAGGGUGAUAGAGUGACUGUAUACAGGCGCAGAAGAGCUUUCUGCAAAUCAAGAAACAACAGAGGCAAGAGACGUGAGGAGCAUCGCAAGGCUGGAGCUCCAUCAGUGAGCGACACUAACUCAAAGGGUUGGACCUGAAACUGGUGUCACAAGGAUGGAGUUUCACAACAUUUUAGAUUUAACAAGUAAGAUUUAAUGGUCGGGACGGAUUCAAAGGAGCUGGUGUACAAGAUUACAAUGUAAGGUUCAUGUUCAUUUCUUAAUCCAAGUCUUCUCUGGUCUGAUUGCAUCAUUAGUGUGAGAAUAAAACUCAUUUCCUCCUG